Molecule: messenger RNA, 1053 nt
Organism: Colletotrichum acutatum
Lineage: Eukaryota; Fungi; Ascomycota; Sordariomycetes; Glomerellales; Glomerellaceae
Exons: 2
Coding region: 224-1036 (270 amino acids)
Source: RefSeq, a predicted model, not a curated record
UGCGGUCCAAGGCAGCCCGCCCGAAAAACCUCAACAGGUAGUGCAGCUAGGUGCACUCAAGCACUACCACCACCAUCUCGCACCUUAUCGCCACACAGUUAACUUCGCUGGGGGACCCCGUUUGGACCCCACUCCGGCAUCAACUGCAAGAUUUGUUUACCCGACAACCUCAAUUACCUACAUUUCACCGCUAGAGCGAUUCGGUCGUUGACAGUACGGUAUCAUGGACUCGAUGCGAAGUUUGAACACCUCCCUCCCGGGCGCCUCCGCCGCCGCCAAGCAGCCGACGCAAAAUGACUCCCCCGAGCAACUCAUCGACGCCUUCAAGGCCGCCGCGCUCUCCGUGACGAAACUCUACAAGACCUCUGCGGCUGCCCAAUCCAAGGCCCGCAUGGACGGCUACCAAGACUGCCUCGACGACCUGCUAUCAUUCCUCGACAAUGAGAGAAUCGGGCUUGGCGACGGCGACGGCUGGAGGAUCCGAAGCUGGGCGACCGAGAGGCUUGACGGUGCCAGAGAUGCGGGCUCCCAGAACGCUGAGAGCGACGACGAGGCGGACAAGGCGGAAACUGCCUCCUCUCCGGAGCUGAACAGGGCGAGCAGCGGCACACAUCUCUCGUCCCAACUGAGGACGGACUCGGCGCCCCCUAGCAUCCCGCAGCCCGUCGAGGAAGAGCAAGAGGAAGGGCGGGAACCGGUAUCAGUCACGGUACCGACGGCAGACUCUUUCACCUUUCAAUCAUCUCACCCUUGGCCGCCUCAGCCGCAGCAACAAGACGCCUACCUGAACCUCGCAAACCUGGACCUCUCAGACUCUCGGACACACGACGCAUCAUCAACAAACGCAAACCCCGCAACGCGCACAGCAAGACCACGACACCCCGCCAACAUGCCCCGCUCAGCAUCAAGACAAGGGAGCAACCUCGGCCGUGGCGCGGGCUCGAAGCGCAAGAUCAAUUUUGCAGAGAUAUUCGACCUCAGCAGUCUAGACAAGAACAUGUUUGGCGGCGGGCCAAAGCGUAGCAGGCACACAUAGUGCAUUUGCCCGACUAG